This is a messenger RNA of Microtus oregoni (creeping vole), 1852 nucleotides long. It is a transcript of the gene B3gat2, whose product is annotated as beta-1,3-glucuronyltransferase 2. The coding region runs from base 632 to 1606 and encodes 324 amino acids. Lineage: Eukaryota; Metazoa; Chordata; Mammalia; Rodentia; Cricetidae. Gene Ontology annotation, biological process: carbohydrate metabolic process; chondroitin sulfate proteoglycan biosynthetic process. Gene Ontology annotation, cellular component: Golgi membrane. Gene Ontology annotation, molecular function: galactosylgalactosylxylosylprotein 3-beta-glucuronosyltransferase activity. The record is from RefSeq and is a predicted model, not a curated record. The transcript has 4 exons.
UGUCUGGAGCCGGGAGAGGUUCCGAGAAGAAGAAAGCUAGGGGCGCGAGCGCAGGUUUCUGCCGCGGCGCGCGAACGGAGCUAGGGGAGCAGCAUCCUCGGUGUCCACUUAGGAUCGCAGCUGCACUGACCGACAUGUGAAGGAGGAAAGCCCCUCGCAUCAUCUGUCGCCGCCUCCAAAAGGGUCCCAGAGCGCUCGCCGAGGCCGACAUCCGGAGCUGCUUUGCCAGCAGCGGUGUGGGACGGGAGCGGCUAGCACACCGGCUCGCAGGUUCCAGGCUCGCACUCUAGGAAGAGCGCAGCGGAGACCACCGCCUCGCUCGCACUCGGCACAACUCCGGGGCCGGCAGAGCGCUGCUGGACCGCGUCCAGAUUCCCGCCGACUUCAACCAGAGUGACCCACAGCUCCAGCCCGUCCCUCUGCACCGCCUAGAGUUCCAGAUUAACCGGAAUCUGCGCCGACCCGCACGCCCAGGUCCCCGCAACGCCCCGGGCUGGAUGGAGAGCGCGCCUGCCGCUGCUCCCUAACUGCUGACGCCGCCGUCCGAGCCGCACACCGAGGUCCCUCCUACACCGAGGCUAGUCCUUUUUGGGGGUUUUGGGGGUGCCCUAGACGCUGGGGAGCGCGCACCAUGAAGUCGGCGCUGUGCAGCCGCUUCUUCAUCCUCCUGCCCUGGAUCCUGAUCGUCAUCAUCAUGCUGGACGUGGAUCCCCGCAGGCCCGCGCCCCAACUCACUUCGCGCCCCUACUUCUCUCCCCACACAGUGGGCUGCGGGGGCUCCCGAGUCCCGCUCCGACGGAGCAGCCUAGGGCGUGACGCUGCCGAGAAGCGCAACGAGUCCCGGCCUCCGCUGCAGCCGGAGCCGCGGUUGCCCACCAUCUAUGCCAUCACGCCCACCUACAGCCGCCCGGUGCAGAAAGCCGAGCUGACCCGCCUGGCCAACACGUUCCGCCAGGUGGCGCAGCUGCACUGGAUCCUGGUGGAGGAUCGAGCCACACGCAGCGAGCUGGUGAGCAGCUUCCUAGCGCGGGCCGGGUUGCCCAACACGCACCUACACGUGCCCACGCCGCGGCGCUACAAGCGACCGUGGCUGCCGCGCGCCACCGAACAACGCAACGCGGGACUCGCCUGGCUGCGCCAGAGGCACCAGCACCAGAGCGCGCAGCCCGGAGUGCUCUUCUUCGCCGACGACGACAACACCUAUAGUCUGGAGCUCUUCCAGGAGAUGAGGACCACCCGCAAGGUUUCUGUCUGGCCUGUGGGCCUUGUUGGCGGGCGACGCUAUGAACGACCACUGGUGAAAAAUGGCAAAGUUGUUGGCUGGUACACCGGGUGGAGAGAAGACAGGCCUUUUGCCAUCGACAUGGCAGGAUUUGCCGUGAGUCUGCAAGUCAUCUUGUCCAAUCCUAAAGCUGUAUUUAAGCGCCGUGGAUCCCAGCCAGGCAUGCAAGAAUCUGACUUUCUAAAGCAGAUAACAACAGUUGAAGAAUUGGAACCAAAAGCUAGUAACUGCACCAAGGUUCUCGUGUGGCACACUCGGACAGAGAAGGUCAAUCUAGCCAAUGAGCCAAAGUACCACCUGGACACAGUGAACAUUGAGGUGUAGACGCCAAGACACAGGUGUAGAAGAGGAAGUCUGGAAUUUAGGCUGCAGCUCAUUCAGGUAUUGUUCCUUUCCUUCAGCCCUUCCUGUCAGCCGAUGGACAUCUGUUUAGACAGCUAACUGGAUGCUACAAAAUGUGUUGUCUUCAUUUGUUCUGCAUGUGUUCUCUAAAGCUAAUUGGGAAGAUAUUUGUACACUGAAGCUACAGGACACUGGGGAAAAUUCUGAGUAUCUCCUGUCCUGCUGCUC